AUGUCUCGCUUGCCUUCUAGCAACACCAAAAACCUUUCUCGUCCUCAUGUCUCGUCCAGCUCGCAAAACGACGCUCCCAAGACCAUGCCCCCGGUAAGGCCACUUCAAAUAAACCGUGACCGCGCUUCGUCGACUGGAGCACGUCCGAGCACGCCGGGUACUACUUCUACGGUGUCUUCCUCUCCUACAGGAGCCAAAGGCCCAACACGACCCGUGAGGUCUGGUCUGAGGGAACGACGAGUCUCUGGGCACUCUGCUUCCGACCACGCAUCAAUCGACUCGCGUAUCACCCGUGACUCUAGAGCUUCGGGAGAGGGCACGGACACAGCGCGCCCCGAUGUAUCCGCACCCCUCAGGCUACGUAACAAUGCUUCGACAUUGUCUGUCAUGUCUAAUGACCGGUCGCGGCCAGCUCCUUCACCAAUCUCUCCUCUCUCUCCAGGGUCAGAUCUCUCUCCAACAUCUUUGGCAGCUGUAGCAGCCUUUCAAUCAUUUGGGAGAAAAAGAGGUUUCGCAAAUGACAGUCCGAUAGACGCUGAGUAUGAGCGUGAGCGGGAGAGGGAACUGGAGGUUCAGAAGGCUCGACAACAAAGACUACGAGACAGAGUCCCUGGAAGGAGAGCAACCGGGAAGGCAAAGGCAGGGGAUAUCGACGCCGUUUUGGAUGAGAUCAAAGGCGAAUGGGAGAUCGUAACUGAGGAUGAUGUGAGUCUCUACUUCAACAAACUGCGAACAGAGAGUGUAAUCCCCACUACAUUUCAGUUCAAUCCUGUCGAGCUUGCUUUGCAACUUUUGGACGACUCGUCCCUGGGGAAGGACAUGGAUUCUUUCCGGCGCACGAAGGAUAUGCUUUCCAAAGCGCUGAAAGGAUCGGUUGACAAAUACUACCAGGCCUUUGCCGGCGCACUUCCUCAUCACGGUUCGCUCUUGAAUCACGUUGGCGUUACGCAAGAUCAAGUCAGAGAGGCUCGAACGUCUCUUCAGGAGGCCAAAGAUACUCUAGGGAGUAAACGGGCGGACCUCGUCCAAUUGUGGUCAAGAAGCCAGACGGUAGACGAAAUGAUGCGGAUUCUGGAUCAAAUAGAGCGCCUUAGAACUGUGCCAGACGUCCUUGAGAGUCUGAUAUCGGAAAAGCGUCUUCUUCAGGCUGCUGUUUUGUUAGUACGCAGCUUGAAACUCAUCAAUAAGCAGGAUAUGCUGGACAUUGGUGCUGUCUCCGACCUGCGAAGUUAUCUGGUUACUCAAGAAGUGUCACUGAGAGAGAUAUUAGUUGAUGAGCUUCAAAGUCAUCUGUAUCUUAGAUCAUUUUGGUGUGAAUCUCGCUGGGCAGUGUAUACACCUGGUCAACAAGCAUUUCCAGUCCUUGAAGAAGAGGAGCUACUUUCUCCAAGAUUAAAGCCAUCAUUUCCCCUUAUUUCAAGUCCUAAUGGACCAGGAUCUAAGCCAACGCGGCUGGCCAGAUUCCUCGACGAACUUGCUUUGCGCCCCAAUGAUCCGCCCUUUGAUAUCACUGAGCAACAUGGCCCCGAUUCUUCUAGUGUAGGACUAGCAGCAUCAGGCAGCACUCCCGCCAUAGGGCUAUCAACUGGACAAUCAUCGAACUCCCUCAAUGGUGCCCUACCCGGUAUCACAACCUCUUUCUUUCCGAACACACUUCAACCUCCUGCGCGGAAUCCUGAGGCAGAUUCGUUCUCCUACAUUGAAACAGUUCUUGAAUCGUUGGCUGUACUUGGCAAACUUGGGACUGCACUAGAUGUUGUGUCUCAGAAACUUCCGGGUGAAAUCUCUACUUUGGUGGAAGCUACUUUAGAUGAAGUUGAAGAGCGAGCUGAAUUUGGUCGAAGAGGCUCCGCAUUGGCUUCAAUGUCGGGUACGGGAAGUGGAAGGCUGGAAGACGUUAUGUUGACCACCAGCGCGAUGCCCUCCGGUGGAAUGGGAUUCGGCACUGGCAUACCUGGAGUCACAAUCGUACCAGGCGCGCCGCGGUCUGCUAUUGGCAUCACCGGCCGAGUUCCUUCAUUAAAAGCUGCUAGUAUCCGCUUAACUGCUCUCGAAUCGUCUACAAAACAGGGCGAUCAAGAGACCUUGCGAGACUUUUUCUGGACGCUAUAUUCCAAACUUGAUGCAGUCACACAGGCCCUGCGGGUCGUUUACGAAGUAUCAAAUCGGAUUGGAUCGGUGAGCUACACAUCGCCAAUUUCCAUAGAGGAUUUUCAUCUAAAGGCGGGCACGUGGUUUAUCCAGAGGCGGGAUUUUCGAGAUUCAUCAGGAGCAAAGCCCGGGUCUCUCUUUCCUCUCGCAGAAGUAUGGAUGCCAGUGCAAGCAGAGGUCCGAACGUUGAUCAGCGACUAUGUGACUGACGAGGAGCAGGGAACGGUAUCUGGUCGUAAUCCUAUCUCGUCUAUCAACGAAGUUCUGAGAGAAGGCAAGUUCAAUCGGGACAAGACCAAAUCGGUCUUCCGCUUUGCGGACACAGACAUUAAGUCUACUAUGAAAGUCUUGAAGCAGCAUGAGGAUGAUUUGACUCGUGUAUUGAAGGACUCUGUGCCGGGUUUGGUGCAGGGCUCGGCUGAUAGCGCUGUUCAGGCCACACUAUCCGCAGUUGGGACAGACGAUCGACUGGCCGGUACCGGUCAACACCACAGAGUCCUAGUCCACCCAGAUGCUUUCCAUGUUAGUAUUCUCUUUCAGCCUACCCUUGCGUGGUUGGAUCGUAUUUCAGGCGUACUCCCAUCCGGCCUUGAGGCUGCUCGGGCGUCGAGUGUCGUGUUAGAUGAAUUCGUGCUUAACGUCUACUUGCCCCAACUCGAAGACAAAGUCUCCUUACUGUUUCAUCAAACCGUGACCGGGCCUGAUGCCUUCGAACCCGAUCUUGCAUCGCUCGCUUUGUCACAUGAGCCUCUUGUCAAGGCCAGCGUGCAGGUCAUGGCGCUCAUAAACUCACUGUGUGCCAUGCUUCGAACGACUCCCUUCCAUCGUGAGAACUAUUCCCGUCUUAUCCUCACUGUCAUCGGACAAUUCUAUCAGCGGUGCAGUGAUAGAUUCUAUGACUUGGUUUCCAUCAAGGAUGGUACUUCCCAAGCGGGAUCCCGGGUUGCUCUAGCUGCACAGUGGGCGCAGAAAUCGGAGCUUGCCACUUGUCUUUCAGGGUUAUUCGGCGUUGUCAAUGAUAGCAAUACUGUCUCAAAGAGGAUCCAGCUGUGCCAACAGGAGGCACACCUUGAACAGAAUUUUCUCGCGGAGCGUUCAAUUGACAAACAGGACUUGAUACUCUCAAUCAGGAACCUAUCCGCUUUAGCUGGUCUUUAUACUAGUAUCACGUGGUUUGCGAGGGAGUUGGAUGUACUGAAAUCAGCGCCCGAUGUGGCCCUGUCUCCCACAACUCCGAUGAGUUCAAGCAAACGAACCAUUGAGUCUCCCUCUUUCUGCCGCGAUGGCGAUGCCCUCCAUAUGACGUUUGUUCAGCUGGCUGAACUAAUCAUUUAUACCCUGCGCAUUGAUGUUCGGUGCCGUGCCAUCCAUCAUUUGGACCUUGCCUUGAAACAUGGUGUUUACAAGACGGAGCGUGAAGUCAGCGAGCCAGACCCAAAUAUUAUCGAUCUGAAUAUUGAGCUGGGUCGCUGUGAUGAGUGGGCCUCGUCUGCCCUUCCUGGGAAAGAGCGACGGUAUAUGUUCGAAGGUCUAGGUCUUCUACUGGAACGACUUCUGAUCUCAAAUGCACGACACAUACGCACAAUGAAUGCGUUUGGAAUCAAGAAGAUGACGAGGAAUAUGCUCGCAUUGCAGCAGAAUAUUAAGACGAUAACGCAAGAUAACCAAGACGCAGAUUUUGAGCGGGCAAAGCGAUACUAUUCUCUGUUUGCGAUAUCACCCCAACAAAUGCUUGACGACAUCCGUCAAAAACAAGAAUUCAGCUUCGAUGAGUACAAAACCAUGCUAGACCUGCAAUGCGGGGUUGACCCUGGUCACAGCGAAGGCGGAGCAGCGCAAGCUACGGAUCGCAACUACAGCAUGUAUGUGAUCGAUCUGCACGGGCUGGAGAUGGAGAAUUCUACAGAAGAGGUCACGUAA
Fibroporia radiculosa is the source of this 4071-nucleotide messenger RNA. RefSeq lists its product as uncharacterized. The transcript has 16 exons. Gene Ontology annotation, biological process: Golgi to plasma membrane transport; exocytosis. The coding region runs from base 1 to 4071 and encodes 1356 amino acids. The record is from RefSeq and is a predicted model, not a curated record. Gene Ontology annotation, cellular component: exocyst. NCBI's taxonomy places the organism in Eukaryota, Fungi, Basidiomycota, Agaricomycetes, Polyporales, Fibroporiaceae.